Messenger RNA from Rotaria sp. Silwood1, 888 nucleotides. Lineage: Eukaryota; Metazoa; Rotifera; Eurotatoria; Philodinida; Philodinidae. The record is from the annotation of a GenBank genome assembly.
AUGAAUCAAGAUCGAAAUACGUACAAUUCAUCUUACCCACCAUACGAAGGUUACCAACCUUAUCCGACUCAACAACCAGCUGGAUUUAUGCCGUAUCCACCUCAAUCUGGUGGUGGCUAUGGUCAAAACGAGAUGCCAUUUCAAGUACCUCCUGUGUUGCCACGUCCAAACUUAGCCAAAGAUAAUGAACCAGGCGAAGGUCAAUGGGGAGAUUUUACUGGUCUUGAAAGCAAAGAAAUUCGUCGUGUAUUUAUUAGAAAAGUUUAUUCAAUUCUUAUGAUUCAAUUAUCGAUUACAUUUGGUCUGAUUGCUUUAUUUCAUUUUACGCCAUCAAUUCGUGAAUACGUGAGAAGUUCCAAUGGUCAAUGGCUUUAUUUCACAUCAUAUGUUGUCUUUCUGGUUACUUAUCUUGCAUUGGUUUGUUCGAAACGUGCAGCACGAAGAUUUCCGCUCAAUCUUAUUUUACUUGGCAUUUUGACAUUAUCGAUGGGUUAUAUGAUGGGCAUGAUUUCUGCAUAUUAUAAAAUCGAAUCUGUCUUAAUUGCUGUCGGUAUAACAGCAUUUGUUUGCUUGGGUGUUACUUUAUUUUCAUUCCAAACAAAAUAUGAUUUUACGUCAUGUUUUGGAGUUUUAUUUGUUAUUUCAUUGGCACUUUUAGGUUUUGGAAUUGUUUGUGCUUUUACUUAUUCUAGAGUAAUGUAUACAGUCUAUGCUGGUCUUGGAGCUGUGGCUUUUUCGAUCUUCUUGGCUGUUGAUACGCAAUUACUUAUGGGUGGAAAACGACAUGAAAUAAGUGCUGAAGAUCAUAUUUUUGCAUCACUUAUGCUGUAUAUUGAUAUUGUUUAUAUAUUUAUGUAUAUUCUUACUUUAUUUGGCAACCGAGAAUAA